AUGUUGUUCAUUCACUCUCUCUCUCUCUCUCUCUCUCUCUCUCUCUCUGACCCCUUGGCCCGUGACUCCCAAUUCUCUCUCUCUCUCUAUCUCUCUCUGACAACUCGGCUCAGUGCCUCUCACUUCUCUUUCUGUCUCUCUCUCUCUGAGAGACUCGGUUCCUCUCUCUCCCUUUCUGACCACUCAGCCCCGUGCCUCUCACUUCUCUAUCUCUCUCUUACCACUUGGUCCCGUGCCUCUCAAUUCUCUCUCUCUCUCUUUCUCUCUCUGACCACUCGGCUCCGGGCCUCUCACUUCUCUAUCUCUCUCUUACCACUUGGUCCAGUGCCUCUCAAUUCUCUCUCUCUCUUUCUCUCUCUGACCACUAGGCUCCGUGCCUCUCACUUCUCUCUCUCUCUGACCACUCGGCCAUGUGUCUCUCACAUCCUUCUCUCUCGCUCUCUGACCACUCGGCCCCGUACCUCUCAAUUCUCUCUCUCUGACCAUUCGGCCCCGUGCCUCUUACUCUCUCUCUCUCUCUCUCUCUCUCUCUGUCCACUUGGUCCCAUGCUUCUCAUUUCUGUCUCUUUCUCUCUCUCUGACCACUCGGUCCCGUGCCUCUCAAUUCUCUCUCUCUGCUCCGUGCCUCUCACUCUCUCUUUCUCUCUAUCUCUCUCUGACCACUCGGCCCCGUGCCUCUCAAUUCCCUCUCUCUCUCUGACCACUGGGCCACGUGUCUCUCACUUCUCUCUCUCUUUCUCUGACCACUUGGUCCCGCGCUUCUCAAUUCUCUCUCUCUCUCUCUCUGACCACUCGGCCACGUGCCUCUCACUUCUCUCUCCCUCUCUUUCUCUCUCUGACCACUCGGUCCCGUGCCUCCUUCUUUCUCUCUCUCUCUCUCUCUCUCGUCACACUAUAUAUACAUUUUGUUUAUAG
Acanthosepion pharaonis is the source of this 915-nucleotide messenger RNA. The record is from the annotation of a GenBank genome assembly. Lineage: Eukaryota; Metazoa; Mollusca; Cephalopoda; Sepiida; Sepiidae.